ACAUCUACGGACAAUACAUCUGAUGUUCAACAUCAAACUUGCAGUUAUACGUUGCUGUUGCUUUGAACCUUACAGAAACAUUUUUAGACUUCGUGCCGCUGUGUCUUAUUCCUGUGCAUAUUUUGAUGGUGAAAUGCACACAGCAUGACGAUUCUGUAUAUGCUGAGUUUUCAGCACCCCCGGUUUGAAAUUCGUUUCCGAGUUACUGAAGCUGAUAGAAAAUUUCAGGAAGCGGGUAGUCCAACAGUUAAAUCAGGGCACGCCUGCGGAGAUUAAACGGAACGCUGUUAUCAGACAAUGAUAUAAAAGCUGUCUAGUAAACUGAAUUUACAGGUGUAAAGUUGUAUCGUCGGUGAAGAAUCUCAAUCACAAUGAACCCUUUCUCGGCAGUCGUCAUCGCUGGGAUUUUCUUUGGAAAUGCAUAUUCUCUGAGCUGCAAUUCUUGUAGUGGGACAAAUUCCUGCACUCCAAUAGCAGUAAGAUGCAGCUCUUCCCCCUCUGUGUGUUUAACAGUAUCGACUUCAGCUAUUGGGUUUGAGCAGUUUGGUUUUGGGACAAGCAAGUUCACAAAUAUGUGUGGCCCCAAGCUACAAUACUGCAACGAAACACUGAGCGCAGACUUCAGUGAGCUCAGCAUAACUGUCAAUGUUGAGUGCUGUGACAGCGAUAACUGCAACACGGGGGUUUAUACUGUUCCUGCUGAUAACACCUUGAAUGGGAUUCAGUGCCCCCUGUGUGUCAGAAUUGGUACAGCGCAGUGCGAUUCAGCAGAGACUGUCCAGUGCAGAGGAAAGCAAGAUCAAUGCUUCACAAUCAACGGGACAGUGACACCGGGUAGCAGUGAUAAAGUGACGCUGCAGGGAUGCUCAACAAGAACUACCUGUGACAAGAGUUAUUUGUUUACUCUCAUUCCUAAACUGAGUAAUUUAGAAGUAUCUUGCAUUGAUAAAAGUGGGUUUUGCCCUCAAGGAAUAAACAUGUUCGUCAUCGCUGCGGCUGCUGUACUUGCUCUGCGCGUCGCGUUUAACUAAACAGUAGUACAGUGCGCUGUUGAUAUAACUGCAAAGGCACAUUUUCAAAAGGAAUACAGCAAUUUGAACAAUAUAGUACAAAACUAUUCAAUAACUGCUCUUUCUCGACCAUUUAAUUAGGCUGACAUAAGAAACUUUAGCAAUGAGAGGAGGCCAUCUGGUCCUUCAAAGCUCGACCAGUUUCUAGUAGCGAGGUCUUAAAGGUUCCCAAUGAUUCUACAUGUGUAUGCUGGCCAGGUGGAAAUAAUCCCUUACUAAGCACUGCCCUUUGAUUUUACCAUAUAAAAUGCAUUUAUAGCGUUUUAAUUCUUUAGUACCUAUAAUGAUACCAGUGGCGUAAUUAUGACUUAAUCCCGGGGUUAAAUUCAAUAUUGCUAGUUAUAAUUAAGUUUGCCACAGUUAUUAAUUGUGUUCAUUUUUCAGUUUUCCCAUGCAU
Messenger RNA from Polyodon spathula (Mississippi paddlefish), 1467 nucleotides. Its product is annotated as phospholipase A2 inhibitor subunit gamma B-like. NCBI's taxonomy places the organism in Eukaryota, Metazoa, Chordata, Actinopteri, Acipenseriformes, Polyodontidae. The transcript has 5 exons. The coding region runs from base 372 to 1031 and encodes 219 amino acids. The record is from RefSeq and is a predicted model, not a curated record.